Dimorphilus gyrociliatus is the source of this 1018-nucleotide messenger RNA. Lineage: Eukaryota; Metazoa; Annelida; Polychaeta; Dinophilidae. The record is from the annotation of a GenBank genome assembly.
UAUGGUUGUCCUUGGGAAAGGUUUAAUUACAUCUCGACAUAAAGUUAGUAUUCUACGUCAAGGAACUGUUCGAAUUGAUAAUCCGGGUAAUAUUUCACUAUUUGACGUACAUUCACCACUUUCUGAAGAAGCUGUUGAGCUGAUUGGUGAAAAAAAGUAUAAAAAACCAUUUGUUGUCUUUGAAUGUACUUCCUACUGUACAUAUUCACAAGCUGUUGUACCAUCACCAAUGUCAUGGGUUCCAACAUUCCUUAGUCAUUUAAAUGAUAGAAUGACAGUUGUUGAUAGAGUGAAAAGUGUUAUAUCCAAUAUCUUUCUAUCCCUUUUUAUGGUGGUAAUGGAUAAAAAUUUUGAGAAAUUAAAAGCAGAAUUGAAAAUUUCACCUGAGAAAAGUUUAACAACAAUUCGACAACAAGCUCAAAUAUUUCUUGUAAACUCAGAUCCAAUAUUUGAAUUUCCUCGUCCUCUGACUCCAAAUAUAAUACAAGUUGGUGGUAUUUUAGCAUCUCAACCAAUAAAUGUGACAAAUAUUGAUCCUAAAUUUGAUGAAAUUUCAUCUAAAAAAUUUGGUAUAAUUGCUUUUGGAAGUUCUUUAGAUUUUUGCAGUCAUCCAAAAUUAUUGGCAAAUAUUUAUAAAAUUCUUAUUGAAUUUUCAGAUAUUCACUGGGUUUGGUCAUUAAAAUGCAAAUUGGAUAAAGAUUAUCCAAAUAUUCAUACUUUUAAAUGGAUUCCUCAAACCUAUCUUCUAGCUAAAGAAAGCUGCGUUCUAUUUAUAUCUCAUGGUGGUCUUAAUUCCAUAUAUGAAUCUAUGUAUCAUGGUGUUCCAGUUUUGACUAUUCCACUUCCGGCAGAUGCUAUAGACAAUUCAGUUCGUUUGAAGAGACACGGAAUGUCGGAAAUUUUACCUUUUCAUACAAAAGAUAUCCAAGAGAGUGUCCUCCCUUCUCAAAUCUCUCAAACCAAAACCAUUAGACAAAGCUGUAUACUGGAUAAAUCAUGUAUUAAAGUUUGGUGGUAG